AACCUCUUCCGGCUAAGAAACAUGGCGGCACCCAUGGUCCCGACUACAUUUGGGAGAGGGACCGUACGGCACUUCCGUUCGGGUACAGCUAUUUCACCAGCGGGCGCCGCGCGGGCUUCGGGGAUGGGGUCCCGCGGCCUGGCGCGGCUGCACGGGCUCUUCGCAGUCUACAAGCCCCCGGGGCUGAAAUGGAAGCACGUGCGGGACACCGUGGAGCUGCAGCUUCUGAAGGGUGUCAAUGCUGGGAAGGCUCCCGCUCCUGAGCAGCGUGUUCGUUUCCUGCUGGGCCCCGUGGGGGACGGUGAAGAGAAGGCGCUUACUCUCACCGCCACCAGUGUGCCCACCCUCACCAACCAUCCGCUGGUCUGUGGACCAGCAUGCACCAGCCUGAAGAUUGGCGUGGGACACCGGCUGGAUGCCCAAGCAUCUGGGGUGCUUGUGCUCGGCGUGGGACAUGGACGCAGGCUUCUCACCAGCAUGUACAACGCUCACCUCACCAAGGAUUACACAGUACGGGGCCUCCUGGGCAAAGCCACAGAUGACUUCGGUGACGAGGGGCGGCUGGUGGAGAAGUCCACAUAUGAUCAUGUGACCAGAGAGAAGCUGGACCGAAUCCUGGCCCUGAUCCAGGGUUCCCAUCAGAAGGCCCUGGUGAUGUACUCCAACCUGGACUUGCAGACCCAGGAGGCCUAUGAGAUGGCUGUGAGAGGCUUGAUCCGGCCCAUGAACAAGUCCCCAAUGCUGGUAACGGCCAUCCAGUGCAUCCACUUUGCGCCUCCGGAAUUCCUCAUACAGGUGCAGUGCAUGCAUGAGACACAGAAGCAGCUGAGAAGGCUGGUACAUGAGAUCGGCCUGGAGCUGAAGACCACCGCCGUCUGCUCCCAAGUGCGGCGCACACGGGAUGGCUUUUUCACCCUAGACGAUGCCCUCCUGAGGACCCAUUGGGACUUACAUAGCAUUGAGGAUGCCAUCCAGGCUGCAGCUCCCCGGGUGGCUGCAGAGCUGGAGAGGAGCUUGGGGCCAGAGCUGGGCACCCAGCAGCUUCAGGAUCCUGGCAGGCCCUGGGACUCUAGGGGGCCAAGCUCUGCCUUGGGGCUGGAAAGCAGUGCUGGGCAUUGACAGACCCCGUGGCUGGCAGGACAGUGGAUGGAUAAGAAUUGUUCAUGAGCUGGAACAGCUUACUGUGGAAUACAAGAGUAAGGGAAGCUUUUCUACAUGUGACAUAAAAUUCUGAAACUAUACGAAAGAAGAUCAACAGACUUGACCCCACGGAAAAGGAAAAACUUUUCCUAUGGAGGAACAGGUGAUAAGUGAUAA
Molecule: messenger RNA, 1317 nt
Organism: Mustela erminea (ermine)
Lineage: Eukaryota; Metazoa; Chordata; Mammalia; Carnivora; Mustelidae
Gene: TRUB2
Product: TruB pseudouridine synthase family member 2
Exons: 8
Coding region: 22-1119 (365 amino acids)
Biological process (GO): pseudouridine synthesis; RNA processing
Molecular function (GO): RNA binding; pseudouridine synthase activity
Source: RefSeq, a predicted model, not a curated record